AUGACCGUAUGUGGUGAUGUCAACUGGGAUCUAUUCGAAGCAAGGGUAAUAUGUAGAAUGCUGGGGUUCGACAGUGCCCUGGACGCGCCACGAUCGGCUAGAUUUGGUCAAGGUUCUGGUGAUAUUCUUCGUGUCGGAUGCUGGGGAACAGAAGACAGCCUGAUCCCUUUCAAGUUCGUGUUGUCGGUGGAUUUAACGAUGCUGUACGAUGGAUCCUGGGGAACUAUCUGUGAUCGCUUGUGGGAUCUUAGAGACGCGAAGGUGGUUUGCAGAAUGCUGGGGUUUAAUGGAGCCUUGGACACACCGAUAUCUGCAAGAUUUAGUCAGGGCUCUGGUCGUAUUCUUUUAGAUUAUGUCGAGUGUGAAGGAACAGAAUAUAACAUAGCAGACUGUGCCCAUGGAGGGAUUGGAGAUUAUACUUCAUGCGGACAUUCCAGGGAUGCAGGCGUCAUUUGUUAUUCCGGAGCCCAUACUCAGCAAUUUGAAGUUCGUCUUGUCGGUGGGUCUAACGAAGCUGAAGGUAGAGUAGAGGUACUGAACGAUGGAUCCUGGGGAACUAUUUGUGAUGACAGCUGGGAUCUGAGAGACGCGAGGGUGGUUUGUAGAAUGCUGGGAUUUGGUGGAGCGUUGGACGCACCGGGAUCUGCUAGGUUUGGUGAAGGUUUAGGGAAUACUCUUCUAGAUGAUGUGGAUUGUUCGGGUACAGAAGACAACCUAGCAGAAUGUCCACAUAGAGGGGUUGAAGUUCAUGACUGUGGACACAGCGAAGAUGCUGUUUUAUCGAGGAUUGUAGGAUUAAAACAGCCUCACAUGACUUUUAACCAAACAUUAUACAAAUGUCAGUUGGCAAAACUUUUCAUAUAUUUUAACCACCCUGAUUCUCCUUCACAUCCAUUCCAAGUUCGUCUUGGCGAUGGGUCUAACGAUGCUAAGGGCAGAGUAGAGGUACUGUACGAUGGAUCCUGGGGAACUAUCUGUGAUGGCGGCUGGGAUCUGAGAGACGCGAGGGUGGUUUGUAGAAUGCUUGGGUAUGAUGGAGCCUUGGACGCACCGAUAUCUGCUAGGUUUGGUCAGGGCUCUGGUCGUAUUCUUCUAGCGAAUGUCAACUGUAAGGGAAUAGAAGACAACCUGGCAGACUGUGCUCAUGCAGGUAUUGGAGAUUAUACUUCAUGCGGACAUGCAAAGGAUGCAGGUGUCAUUUGUUAUUCCGGAGUUCGUCUUGUCGGUGGGUCUAACGAUGCUGAAGGCAGAGUAGAGGUACUGCAUGAAGGAUCCUGGGGAACCAUCUGUGAUUCAUGGUGGGAUCUGAGAGACGCGAGGGUGGUUUGUAGAAUGCUGGGGUUUGAUGGAGCCUUGGACGCACCGGGAUAUGCUAGGUUUGGUCAAGGAUCAGGGGACAUUCUUCUAGAUGAUGUCGGGUGUGACGGAACAGAAGAUAACCUUGCAGACUGUGCUCAUUUAGGGAUUCGAGUUCACAACUGUGGACAUAUUGAAGAUGCAGGCACUAUUUGUUACUUAGGGACCCAUCCGAAUCCAUUUCAAAUUCGUCUUGCCAAUGGAUCGAAUGAUGCUGAAGGAAGAGUAGAGGUACUGUACGAUGGAUCCUGGGGAACUAUAUGUAAUUCAUGGUGGGAUCUGAGAGACGCGAGGGUGGUUUGUAGAAUGCUGGGAUUUGAUGGAGCCUUGGACGCACCGAGAUCUGCUAGGUUUGGUCAAGGCUCUGGUCGUGUUCUUCUUUCCUAUGUCGGGUGUGAUGGAACUGAAGACAACCUAGCAGACUGUGCUCAUGCAGGGAUUGAACGUUACCUAUGCAGACAAACAAGGGAUGCAGGAGCCAUUUGCUACUCAGGAAUCCAUCCAAAACCAUUUCAAGUUCGUCUUGUCGGUGGGUCUAACGAUGCUGAGGGCAGAGUAGAACUCAAUCACAAUGGAUCCUGGGGAACUAUCUGUGACUAUUUAUGGGAUUUGAGGGACGCGAGGGUGGUUUGCAGAAUGGCAGGUUUUGAUGGAGCCUUGGACGCACCUGGAUCUGCACGGUUUGGUCAGGGAUCUGGUCGUAUUCUACUAAAGUAUGUCACUUGUGACGGAAAUGAAGAAAACCUAGUUGACUGUGCUCACGCAGGGAUUGAACGUUACUCAUGCAGUCAUACAAGGGAUUCAGGAGUCAUUUGCUACUCUGGAAUCCAUCCAAAACCAUUUCAAGUUCGUCUUGUCGGUGGGUCUAACGAUGCUGAGGGCAGAGUAGAACUCAAGCACAAUGGAUCCUGGGGAACUAUCUGCGACGAUUUAUGGGAUUUGAGGGACGCGAGGGUGGUUUGCAAAAUGGGAGGGUUUGAUGGAGCCUUGGACGCACCGAGAUCUGCACGGUUUGGUCAGGGCUCUGGUCGUAGUCUGCUAAAGUAUGUCAAUUGUGACGGAACUGAAGACAACCUAGCAGACUGUGCUCAUGCAGGGAUUGGACGUUACAUAUGUAGUCAUACGAGGGAUGCAGGCGCUGUUUGUUAUUCGGGAGCUGCACCUGGUAGUGCUAGGUUUGGUGCCGGAAGCGGUGAAAUCUUGUUUGAUGACGUUGGAUGCAAGGGCACAGAAGAUGCACUUGCUGAGUGCUACCAUCGAGGGCUUGGAAUCAACAACUGUGAACAUGAUAGGGACGCUGGUGUCAUUUGUUUUACAGGAGCACCAUUUCUAGUUAAGCUCGUUAACGGAUCUACCGACCUUGAAGGACGAGUAGAGGUCUUGUAUGAUGGUUUUUGGGGAACCGUUUGUGAUCAUGAGUGGGAUCUAAGAGACGCAAGGGUCGUGUGUAAAAUGCUGGGGUUUGAUGGAGCCUUAACCGCACCAGGCUCUGCUGCGUUUGGCCAAGGUUCAGGAGAUAUACUACUUGAUGAUAUAUCCUGUGAAAGUACACACGAUAACCUGGCAGACUGUUAUCAUCGAGGGAUUGGCGUCUCCGAUUGCAAACACGAAGAGGAUUCCGGAGCCAUUUGUUUCAGAGGAGACCCAUUCAAGGUUCGUCUCACCGAUGGAGCGAAUGAUUCAGAGGGUAGAGUAGAGGUGAUGUACAAUGGAUCAUGGGGAACUGUCUGUGACAAUGGCUGGGAUACGAACGACGCGAGAGUUGUUUGCAGAAUGUUGGGGUUUGAUGGAGCUUUGGCAGCAACAGUUUCUGCACGGUUUGUUCGUCUGAUCGGUGGAACUAAUGACGCUGAAGGUAGAGUAGAGAUUCUACACGAUGGAUCAUGGGGGACUGUCUGCGACGAUUCGUGGGAUCUCAAGGACGCCGAGGUUGUUUGCAGAAUGUUAAGCUUUGAAGGAGCUUUGGACGCUCCACUUGGAGCUCGAUUUGGUAAAGGAUCUGGGAGCAUCUUUCUUGAUGAAGUUCAGUGCCACGGGACAGAAACUGACAUUGAACGUUGCGAUCAUGACGGCAUUGGUAUAAACAACUGCGCCCACAACGAGGAUGCCAGCGUUAUUUGCAUCCAAAAAGGCAGAGUAGAGGUCAUGUACGAUGGAUCCUGGGGAACUAUCUGUGAUGGUGACUGGGAUCUGAGGGACGCGAGGGUGGUUUGUAGAAUGCUGGGGUUUGAUGGAGCCUUGGACGCACCGAGAUCUGCUAGGUUUGGUCAGGGCUCUGGGCGUAUUCUUUUCAAUUGGGUCACGUGUGGUGGAACAGAAGACCAAUUAGCAGACUGUGGUCAUCAAGGAAUAGGAGACUUUAGUUCCUGUGGUCAUGCGAGGGACGCUGGAGCUAUAUGUUAUUCAGAGGAUCCAUUCCAAGUUCGUCUUGGCGAUGGGUCUAACGAUGCUAAGGGCAGAGUAGAGGUACUGUACGAUGGAUCCUGGGGAACUAUCUGUGAUGGCGGCUGGGAUCUGAGAGACGCGAGGGUGGUUUGUAGAAUGCUUGGGUAUGAUGGAGUCUUGGACGCACCGAUAUCUGCUAGGUUUGGUCAGGGCUCUGGUCGUAUUCUUCUAGCGAAUGUCAACUGUAAGGGAAUAGAAGACAACCUGGCAGACUGUGCUCAUGCAGGUAUUGGAGAUUAUACUUCAUGCGGACAUGCAAAGGAUGCAGGUGUCAUUUGUUAUUCCGGAGUUCGUCUUGUCGGUGGGUCUAACGAUGCUGAAGGCAGAGUAGAGGUACUGCAUGAAGGAUCCUGGGGAACAAUCUGUGAUGACUGGUGGGAUCUGAGAGACGCGAGGGUGGUUUGUAGAAUGCUGGGGUUUGAUGGAACCUUGGAAGCCAAGGGAUCUGCUAGGUUUGGUCAAGGAUCAGGGGACAUUCUUCUAGAUGAUGUUGGGUGUGACGGAACAGAAGAUAACCUUGCAGACUGUGCACAUUUAGGGAUUCGAGUUCACAACUGUGGACAUGGUGAAGAUGCAGGCACUAUUUGUUACUCAGGAAAUGUACGUCUCGUCAAAAGCUCCAACAAUGCUAAAGGAAGAGUGGAGGUCUUGUACGGUGGAUCGUGGAUGACCGUUUGUGAUAAUUACUGGAAUCUGUGGAAAGCAAGGAUGGUCUGCAAAAUGCUGGGGUUCGACGGAGCUCUGAAAGCACCUGGUUUGGCUAGGUUUGGGCAGGGAACCGGCGAUAUUAUUGGUGUUCAAUGUUACGGGACAGAAGAGAGCUUGACGGACUGUCCAUACCUGUGGACCACCACUUCCUGUAGGCAUAACGAGGAUGCGGCCCAUCCGAAUCCAUUUGAAGUUCGUCUUGUCGGAGGGUCUAAUGAUGCUGAAGGCAGAGUAGAGAUCAUGCACGAUGGAUCCUCGGGAACUAUCUGUGAUUAUUCAUGGGACCUGAGAGACGCGAGGGUGGUUUGCAGAAUGCUGGGGUUUGAUGGAGCCUUGGACGCACCGGGAUCUGCUAGGUUUGGUCAGGGCUCUGGUCGUAUUCUGCUGGUGUAUGUCAAUUGUGACGGAAAUGAAGACAACCUAGCUGAUUGCGCUCAUGCAGGGAUUGAACGUUACCCAUGCGCUCAUACAAGGGAUGCAGGAGCAAUUUGCUACUCAGGAAGUAUGUUUCCCUCUCCCGCAUAA
This is a messenger RNA of Strongylocentrotus purpuratus (purple sea urchin), 5034 nucleotides long. RefSeq names its product deleted in malignant brain tumors 1 protein-like. Lineage: Eukaryota; Metazoa; Echinodermata; Echinoidea; Camarodonta; Strongylocentrotidae. Gene Ontology annotation, cellular component: membrane. The record is from RefSeq and is a predicted model, not a curated record.